AUGACGAGGUCCAUCUUGGAACCAGCUUUUCGACGCCUAUUUGUGGAGGUGCCCAGUGAGCGACGCUCUGGUGGCGGGCGGGUGGAGCUCUGGUGGCCAGGUGGUUGUUCUAGUGGGUGGGUCACAGAGCUAGGGCAGCCGGUGGGUUGGGCGGAGGUUUUCGACGGCGGCGGAGCCAGGGCAGCCGGCGGUAAGGGUCGGGUAGUGGCGACGGCAAGGGUCGAGCAAUGGCAAGGGAGUCGGCGGAGGCCGCAAGGCCGGCGAGGGCUGGAGGGAGCUUCCGGCGGGGCUGGACCAGGCGGCGGGGGUCGCAGGGAAGCCGAUGGUGGUGGGGCUGCAGGGAGGCCGACGGCAGCAUUGGGUAGGGCAGCGGGGGCCGCAAGGAAGCCGACGGCGGCGGGCAGGGCCGGAGGCUGA
Cryptomeria japonica (Japanese cedar) is the source of this 417-nucleotide messenger RNA. RefSeq names its product H/ACA ribonucleoprotein complex subunit GAR1-like. NCBI's taxonomy places the organism in Eukaryota, Viridiplantae, Streptophyta, Pinopsida, Cupressales, Cupressaceae. The transcript has 2 exons. The record is from RefSeq and is a predicted model, not a curated record. The coding region runs from base 1 to 417 and encodes 138 amino acids.